AUGCUGCAGCACAAGAAGCACCAGGAGUGUGGCAAACCUUAUCCCUUCAUCUGGGACAACGAUGCAAACUACGACGACACCUUGGCAUUCUUGUAUUUGGCGCACAGCGAGAACCUGGAUUGGAAGGCGAUCACUAUUGAGUCCGAUGGGAUGGGAACCCCACAUGGAGGGCCUACAAACAUUGCUGCUGUGGCCCAGUUGGUGGGCUUGAGCCAUGUUCCCAUUGCAAUGGGGGGCCUCUCCAGCCUGAGUCCAAUUGCAACGAUGCCUUUGCAGUGGCGUAUCGAGACCGAUGAGUUCUUUGAGCGUCAGUACGAGUCCAAGAUCUUGAACAUGACUGACAAGGCAAUUGUGGACAAGACCGCGCCGCAGCUGAUUGUGGACAUCUUGAACACAUCGGCGUGCCCCGUGGUCAUUCUGACCACAGGGCCAGCAACAAACGUGGCGGAAGCGCUAGACAUGGCUCCAUCUCUUGCGAGCAACAUCCGCGAGAUCCACAUGAUGGGCUCUGCCUACGGUGUGCCGGGCACCAACAAUGUCUACGAUUGGCAGAUGACAUACAAUGGUGUGAAAGGCUCCUGUACGGAAGACGCGGGCCAAACCUACACCGGCCUUUCCCCUCCACUCAUCAAGAACGGCACGAAGAGCUUGAUUCGUCCUGAAUGCCGAGGAGUUGACAUGUCCGCCCAUGGCGACACCGAGUGGAACGUCUUCAUGGAUGUACGCGCCUGGCGUAUGGUCUAUGGCUUUCUGGCAUCUUCUCCUGCAAAUGUCUAUGUCUUGGCUGCAAAUGCCACGCUCAACAUGCCCGUGACACUGGAACAGAUGGAGUUGUAUGCAUCGCAGCUGGCGGAUCCAGAUCUUCGAAUCUUUGUCACGGAGCUGGCCAAGGCAUUCCUUGAAGCUGGAGAGGCCAAGUGGUGGGAUGCUCAGUGUGCGGUCGCGAUGGACCAAGUCUUGUCCGGGCAGAGCAUCGGUGUUUGCUCCAACUGGGCUGAGAAGAAGAAGACCAGUGUAUCCUUGAUUUGGCGAUCCAAUCUCACGGAAGGUGAGCUGAAUCCUUAUGGCAGCGUCUAUGACGAUGCUGAUGCCCAUGCUCCUUUGAUUGACUACUGCUUGGAUGGCAACGUCACUCAAAUGUGGGAGGUGUAUUGGCCCCAGGUCAAUGAGACCAACUGA
This is a messenger RNA of Effrenium voratum, 1179 nucleotides long. The record is from the annotation of a GenBank genome assembly. NCBI's taxonomy places the organism in Eukaryota, Dinophyceae, Suessiales, Symbiodiniaceae.